CACUUCCUCUGUAAAGUAUCAGUCACAGCCUCUGCAUCCACAUACCCUGACCGGCUGGAGAACCCUACUCACCCUCGCCAUGCUGUGUUGCAGACUUUUCACCUCUAUUGGGUGUACAAGGACCGUGUUCUCGUGAAGACCUUCAUGGAGUGCAAGAAGAGGAGCUUGGUCAACCGGUGCCAGGUCAACCACAUGCUGGGCCCCAAGAAGAACCAGGCCCUGCCCUUCGUGCCAAUGUCCUACCAGCUGUCCCAGACCUACUACAGGAUUUUUACGUGGCAGUUUCCAAGCACCAUCUGCAAGGAGUCAUUCCAGUUUUUGGACAGAAUGCAGGCUGCCAGCAAGUUGGACCAGCCUGAUCAUUUCUCUUUCAAAGACCAGGAUAAUAACGAGCCCACAAAUGACAUGGUGGCCUUGGACGGCCCUGGAGGAAGUUGUGUGGCCGUCCUGACCCUCUUCUCUCUGGGCCUUAAUUCCGAGGACGUCAGGAUCCCGGAGCAGAUCAUCGUGGUAGACAGCUCAAUGGUGGAGAAUGAGGUCAUCAAAAGCUUGGGGAAGGACGGCAGCCUGGAAGAUGACGAGAAUGAAGAUGAAGACUUGGGCGAAGGCGUCGGGGGCAAGUGCCGGAGCAUGGAGGUGAAACCCACCCAGGCCUCCCACAGCAACUACCUGCUGAUGAGGCGCUACGGCUCCCCCGGCAUCGUCAGCACCCGCAACCUCAACCCCAACGACAGCAUCGUGGUCAACUCCUGCCAGAUGAAAUUCCGGCUCUGUUGCACCCCUGUGCCCGUCCGGCUCAGGCUCGCUGCCGCUCCUCUGGAAGAGCUAACAGUGGGAACCUCCUGCCUCCCUGACACGUUCACGAAGCUGAUAAACCCCCAGGAAAACACCUGCAGCUUGGAAGAGUUUGUCCUCCGGCUGGAGCUCUCUGGGUAUAGUUCCGAAGACCUGACUGCCUUGGAGAUCCUGGAAGCCAUUGUAGCCAUGGGUUGUUUUGGGAUCGACAAGGAGGAGCGGCGCAGACGGUUCUCGGCUUUGGAGCAGCCAGGUGGUGGGCGUACCAGGACGUUCGCAGACUGCGUCCAGGGGAAGCCACUCUGCUCGUCCCCCAUCACCAGCGAGGAGGAUCCCUGGCUCUCCACAGACUGCACCUGUCUCCUGCCCCCGCAGGCCCUCCUGGAGCAGCAGCAGGUGCUGGAGGUUGGCAGCAGCACUGUGCGCCUGGUGGCCAUAGGCUCUGCCUGGCCCUGGCUCCUGCACUCUGUGAGGCUGAAAGACAGAGAGAAGGACACCCAUGCCCAGAGAGAAGACCCUCAGGCCAGACCCCUGGAGGGGUCUUCCAGCCAGGACGGCCCUCCUGUGGAGCAGGCACCCGCUUCUCACAGCCCCCAGGGCACCAAGAGGGUUCACAGAGAGUUUUGGAGCCAGCAGCAUCUCCCAGACAGUGCAGGAAAGGGACUGUGAGAGCGAUUCCUUCAUCGGCUGGCCAUGGCAUGUUGUGGACGGCCAUCUGAACCUGCCUGUGUGCAAGGGCAUGAGGGAGGCCGUGCUCUACCACAUCAUGACCAGGCCUGGCAUCCCCGGGAGCUGCCUGCUGCACGACUACCAGGGGGCUCUACAGCCCGUCGCCGUGCUGGAGCUGCUCCAGGGCCUGGAGUCCCUCGGCUGCAUCCGGAAGUGCUGGCCGUGAAAGCCGAGGACCAUCUCACUCUUCCCUACACCUGUGGUGGAAGAAGUGGAGGCGCCCUCUAGCCUGGGCGAGAACCCCAUGGCCUUCUACCAGCCCACCUUGGACUAUACUCUCCGGCUGGGCCAUGUGUUUCCCCAUGAGGUCAACUGGAACAAGUGGAUCCACCUCUAGGACCCCUGUGGGGGUCCUCUCCUCCCAGCCACUGCCUGCCAUGCCACCCUGCCUGGUGCUGGGCAGACGCCACCGUGCCCCGGCCUUGGGUCUGCCGAGCCUCCUGCAGCAGGGGACGGGUGCUCUGGCCAGAGCCACAGCCUGACACGUUUCCCACUCUCCUGGAACUCUGGAAAGAGGGGCUUCUCCACCUGCCAGUGCCCCAGGCUCUUCUGGGCCUGGCCCUUGGGGACUGGCCUCAUCACACCGGGAAUUGGUAAUCUUGUCUCGGGGUCUCUGGAGUUGGCCCUGCCUGUGCACACCUCACAUUCCAGGCUCCAGCCAUCAAGGCAGGGUCUCCUGGCUCCUUGAGAGCCCGAGUGCUACUGAGAGCAAGGGCCUUGUGGGGUACGCCUUGCAGAAGAGGGGCAGUGUGCCCAGCUGCCCAUGGGGACUGUGGUGCCUCCCCAGGCAGGACAUCCCAACCCCUGGGUGGGACUGAGACCCCCAGAGCAGAGCCUGGGGCUUCCUUUCUGGCCUGUGAGUCACCUGGCAGGCCCGGCUGGGCUGGCUCUCGUGUCCCUCCGCCUGGCUGCUGAUUCCCUGUGGGCCAGAAAUGAGUCCCUGUAGGUUUUGGUUUUGUUUGUUUUAUUUUGUUCUUUCACCUUUUUUCCUCAUUAAAAAAAAAAAAAAAAGUCCCUGUGGAGUGGAUUUAUUUAUUUUUUGAUUAAAGGGAAGUAAAA
This is a messenger RNA of Cebus imitator (Panamanian white-faced capuchin), 2583 nucleotides long. RefSeq names its product general transcription factor 3C polypeptide 1-like. Lineage: Eukaryota; Metazoa; Chordata; Mammalia; Primates; Cebidae. The record is from RefSeq and is a predicted model, not a curated record. Gene Ontology annotation, biological process: 5S class rRNA transcription by RNA polymerase III; transcription initiation at RNA polymerase III promoter. The transcript is spliced from 8 exons. Gene Ontology annotation, molecular function: DNA binding. Gene Ontology annotation, cellular component: transcription factor TFIIIC complex. The coding region runs from base 145 to 1464 and encodes 439 amino acids.